CCUAAAUUAGAGAUGAAUCUUUUUGUAAACGAACUAUAUUCAACUUUUAAUAAACUAUUUAAUGAAGGUAGAUCUGUUCGUGAUAUAAUUAUAAAUUUCAUAUCUAAACAUAGCAAGAAUCAAAAAGAAGUUUUUAAUUGGUUGGUUGAACAUAAAGGUGAUUCAAAGAAUGCUUGCAUGCUUGGAUUAUUUUAUAGUUGGGAUAUUGGUAUAGAAAAAAGUAACGCAGAAGCAUUUGAUUUAUUUUUUGCCGCUACAAAUAAUGGUGAUGUAAUUGCACAAUAUUUCCUUGGAAGAUGUUAUGAAAUUGGUUGGAACACCAAGAAGAAUAUGAAGAAAGCAAUUGAACAGUACUAUGAAGCAGCUAAAAAAGGAUGUGCAGCAGCAGAAUAUAAACUUGGCGAUUAUUUUUAUAAAAUUAAUAAAUAUACUCAAGCAUAUCCAUUACUUAAAAGUGCAGCUGACAAAAGAAACGCAAUGGCAUUGAAUACCUUAGGAUUAUGUUACCAAAAAGGUCGUGGAACUAAUGCUAAUAAGGCUGAAGGAUUUAAAAUAUUUGAACAAGCGGCUAAAAUGGGUCUACCUGCUUCACAAUAUGAACUUGGUAAUUGUUACGAAUACGGUGAAGGUGUAGAAAAAAAUUGGAAUAAAGCAUUAUAUUGGUACCAAAAAGCUGUUGAAAAAGAUGUUAAUUAUCGAAAUCAUUUGAAACGUGUCGAAUCCAAAAUAAAAUUUGAUUGA
Scutellospora calospora is the source of this 741-nucleotide messenger RNA. The record is from the annotation of a GenBank genome assembly. Lineage: Eukaryota; Fungi; Glomeromycota; Glomeromycetes; Diversisporales; Gigasporaceae.